Messenger RNA from Coregonus clupeaformis (lake whitefish), 4313 nucleotides. RefSeq names its product cyclin-dependent kinase 6. Gene Ontology annotation, molecular function: cyclin binding; cyclin-dependent protein serine/threonine kinase activity; ATP binding. The coding region runs from base 995 to 1969 and encodes 324 amino acids. Gene Ontology annotation, biological process: signal transduction; regulation of gene expression; cell dedifferentiation. Gene Ontology annotation, cellular component: cytoplasm; cyclin-dependent protein kinase holoenzyme complex; nucleus. The record is from RefSeq and is a predicted model, not a curated record. Lineage: Eukaryota; Metazoa; Chordata; Actinopteri; Salmoniformes; Salmonidae. The transcript has 8 exons.
UGGUCCAUCAAAUAAACGUUUCUUGCCGCCCAGAUUUCCCCCCUGUGGUGCUGCUGGUUUUGACACGGAGGCAAACCCGAGAGAGAACUAUGAAUGAUAAAGAACUAAGGAGGGCGACAGAAAGCAAAAGGAGGCGGUUAGCCUUUGUAGUCGGGAGGAAUGCGGAAAUGUUCCUGCUCUGUGUCAAACUUAUCUGAAGGGGGUCAAGGCACAUUCAGCCAGCGUGGGAAAGCGAAGAAGAGACGGAGCUCACAGACAAGCGUUGCAUAUCCCGGGAUAAAUGGGGAAAAUAUAGUUAAAACGGGGAAAAACAGAAGAGCGUGGCUUGGAGAAUAUAUCACGCUUUUGUCCUAUGACCUCCUCCCCCAAAAGUUGCAGUAGGCACUGUGUUUUUCUGUAAGGAAUACCCCCCUCCCCCCCAGUAUUAUAGUUGCUUUGCUUGAGCUGCAGUUGCAGAGGUGGGUAGCGAGGUGGGUAGCCUACUGCUGAGGGAUGGGGGUUACAGAAGCGUGCACCAUCCGACUACCUGUGUGGCCCCGCGUGACAGUGAGGGAUCUGUGAUGUGUUGUGUCUUAGUGUGAACAUUUAUCCAAAGGGGGCAUGUUUCGUCAAUUCAUGGACACGACCGAAUGCGACUUUCACUGAUAACAUUAAAAUAAGAUGCCAGAUGUUGUGUGAUGUGAGGUAGCUAGGAGGACAAGAGAUUCAUACGCGUAAUGAAGUGGGAGUGGAUCAAGUAGAACGCAUCGGGGUUCUAGUGUUGAAAGUCGGACUACAACUAAACUUGAUGACACAAUGUUGUGGACCUCCGUUUGACCAAAAACAGACAGACAUAUAAGAUGCUACCUCUGCUACCUCUGUCUUCCUUUAACUUAGGCAUUGCACGCGCCAACAACUAUUUUCUGUGAGGAUGGCUUUGUAAAAACCCUGGCUCGUCACAUUCGUCGGGAUUCCCCGCAAUAUUCUCAACAAGAAAAAGAAAAAAGACGCAAAAAUGGACAAAGAAAGUGUAGCACAACGGUACGAGCCCGUCGCCGAGAUUGGGGAAGGUGCGUAUGGAAAGGUGUACAAGGCACGAGAUUUGAAGAACGGGGGACGCUUUGUAGCCCUAAAACGAGUUCGGGUACAGACGGAGGAGGAAGGGAUGCCCCUCUCGACCAUCCGUGAGGUGGCGGUACUGAGGCAACUGGAGGCAUUCGAACACCCCAACGUGGUCAGACUGUUCGAUGUGUGUACCGUGUCUCGGACCGACCGCGAGACCAAGCUGACCCUGGUCUUUGAGCACGUUGACCAGGACCUGACCACAUACCUGGAGAAAGCCCCUGAUCCUGGGGUGCCACCUGAAACUAUCAAAGAUAUGAUGUACCAGCUGCUGCAGGGACUGGACUUCCUGCACUCACACCGUGUGGUUCACCGGGACCUGAAACCCCAGAACAUCCUGGUCACCAGCGGAGGACAGAUCAAACUGGCCGAUUUCGGCCUCGCCAGGAUAUACAGCUUUCAGAUGGCCCUGACCUCCGUGGUGGUGACGUUGUGGUACAGAGCUCCAGAGGUGUUGCUCCAGUCCAGCUAUGCCACCCCAGUUGACCUGUGGAGUGUGGGCUGUAUCUUCGCUGAGAUGUUCAGGAGAAGGCCUUUGUUUCGAGGAAGCUCAGAUGUUGAUCAGCUGGGCAAGAUUUUAGAUGUGGUCGGGGUUCCCUCGGUGGAGGACUGGCCCCAGGAAGUAGCCCUACCACAGAGCGCCUUCUCCCCACGACCCCCUCAGCCAAUCGGAGAACUUGUCCCUGACAUGGACGAGAUGGGGAAAUCCCUUUUACUGCAAUUCCUGGCGUUCAAUCCCUCCAGAAGGAUAUCAGCGUUUGCUGCUCUGACCCACCCCUACUUCCAGAGUGUGGAUAGUGACACUAAGAAUGUGUACGCCCAGCCCAUCGGCAGCAACAAGCCCACCCUGGAGGAGAGAGCUGCCUGACAGCCCCCCAGCCCAGGACUGGACUGGCCUGACAGAGAAAGAGAGCAAUAAACAGAGACAUUUGAUUCCAAAAGGCAACAGUGCUGUCUUCCACAAUUUACUGAUUUGAAUGCUGCUUUUUAGAAUACUUAAAAACAAAAACAAAAAAAUAAACAAUGCAAGGACCCCUGAUGCUGAGAUGUACUGCCACCAGGGGAGAACCUCUGGAUGUCCAGGAGCUGUUGCCUCUUGUCUCUCCUUCCUUAGCCUAAGAAGAGGCUCCUUGUGGGGGAACACCAAGCACCAAGGGUAGGUCGGCAUGGACCUCACCUGGAGCUCACCUUCACAACAACCGAGAGAGAGGACACACACACACACAUUUUCAUCCAAUGCAGGAGGACCUCACACUGCCUAGCGUUACUUCUGGUCCAAACAAACACUUGUGUUUUGAUAUCACUGCCACCUACAGGUUGUCCUGUGUUACUGCAGGCCAGAGCAGGAUUUCUGAUGGGCUUCAUUUUAUAAGACUUUGAAUAGUGCGAACAGGAAAGACUGAAAAUGUGUGACUUUGAGUUCCUCUUAUGGCAUCCGUACUUCAGUGUCAUAAACUGUGAUGAAAUCUGAUGGACUCCAUUCAAGACUCUAUGUAUGACCUGAUGCACAGGGCAUAGUAAAGUGAUUAUAUGUUGAAUGAGGUCGAUGUACGCACUAUUCAGCACAAUUACAUUUGGCAUAAAAGCAUGAUUCUGUAUUUCCUAACUUAAUUUUAAAGUUAUUGACAGUUGAUGUCUUAUUUUCUAUUUUGUCUUAAUUUUAUUGGACUUUAACAACAUGUGGGGAUUGAAAUGUAAAUCUCUGGUAAAAUCUAGAAAAAAGACUAGGUAAAAUCCAAGGGAGGAAAGGUUUGACAAUGUGAGGCAUGUAGAAUGGAUCGGGUAAUGGACUGGUAUAGACCUAGAUACUGCACAAAUACUGUCAGUAGUGGUGAAUAGCUGGUUUGACUUACAUAUCCAGCACACUGACACUGGUAGCAGGAUAGUAGUACGGUUAGUGUAGGUGUGGGUCAGUGAAAUGUUCUUAGUUGGGAGAUGUUGUAGAGAGAAAAGGCAGGUGGAUCUGUCGGAUUCAGAGGAGGUUGAACAUUGUACCUGCUUCAUUUGGACUGGGUCUCAAUGGGUUACAUAGAAACGUACAGUGGUUCAUGUUGAAACACACCGCUGUUCUGUGUUAAGAAUGGUUGUUUUAACAGUGAUGCUCACCUUACUUAUUAUGCUCACGUUGAUUCAAUAUGACUAGCUAGAGUGCUUUCAGAGUUGCUCCCUCCACGGGAUUGGCUGAAGGCUAGUCAAGGUAAAUAGAGUUUGUUUGUUUGUAAAACUUCUUACUGCACAGUAAUACAUGUAGACCAUAACUUUUCACUCCGAUAUAUCUAGUGCUGCUAACACACAAAUACACUCAGGAUCUUAUUAGAAAUCGAAUCAGAAAUCAUUCGGACACACUUUGCACAUUCAUGAUUAGACUGCAUCAACUGUUUCAGUGGAUGAUGUUAAUGCUAUAACAUGAUUGUGUUACUAUUUUAAUAUUACAUAAUUAAUGACUGCGUGAAUCAAACUUCAUGUUUGCUACGAUACAGUAUGUUUGAUAUCCUACAUGUUUUUCAGUGUCAGGGCACACAUGGUUUAAUCUAUUACAUGAUAAAAUAAAAACCACAUGAAAGGAUUUUUGUCUGAGCUCCCAUCUCCAUGUAGCUGCAGAGUUGUUUUUACUCAUCUCUGUCCUGUCAGAUGUUUCAUGCCAUUGAUGGAUACAUUAAAGACUUCAUAUUAUAACUCUUGAGAAAUAGGGAUUGUCAAGCUUCCUUGGUAUCGGUCAGUUCAACGUCAACUGCCCUCCUAAUAAGUAGACUAUCGUCGUUGUAGUCUACAGUGUAUACACUUGAAGCGAUCACAGUAUGUUUUUGUUUGGUUUAAGAGGUUCAUUGGUCAUUUGUCAUUUAAAACACAGGACAGGAAUACCUUUGUCUAUGUAAUAGAAAAUAAUAAAAUUAUGCUUUUUUACAGCCACCUACAUGGGGGGGUCUGCCAUAGAUUUCCUACGAUUGCAGAAAUGCACAUAUGAUAGCUCUGUAUUGCAAAUACCCUUUAGCCAAUGAACAGUACUGAAACAUUUGGUAUUUUAGCACAUUUUCUAAGCUCCAAGGAUGAACGUAAAGGCCACAAAUGUAUUUGAAAUGCCCACUUGUGAUAUGGUAACUUCAUUUACAAUGAUGAUAUGGAUGUAAUGGGCGUUAUAUUUACAUGAAUAAAUGCCACCAGUGGUGAUUGCUUCAUGUUGCACCAUUUAAAUAAAACAUCCGCUUUGUAUA